Musa acuminata subsp. malaccensis (wild Malaysian banana) is the source of this 767-nucleotide messenger RNA. RefSeq names its product actin-depolymerizing factor 2. Gene Ontology annotation, molecular function: actin filament binding. The record is from RefSeq and is a predicted model, not a curated record. Gene Ontology annotation, cellular component: cytoplasm; actin cytoskeleton. Gene Ontology annotation, biological process: actin filament depolymerization. NCBI's taxonomy places the organism in Eukaryota, Viridiplantae, Streptophyta, Magnoliopsida, Zingiberales, Musaceae.
AGCAAGGCCAAGAGCGAGACGGUUCUCAUCCCUUUUGGGUUUGUGCUGUCCGCGAACCUCUGUUCUCAGACCACCCGUUUCUCUCUCCCUAGAUUUUCUCCACCGAUCUCUUCGCUGCAAUCGCCGCCCCCUUAAGAAUGCACAGGCAAACGCGGCAUCUGGAAUGGCAGUCAACGACGACUGCAAGCUUAAAUUCUUGGAAUUGAAGGCGAAAAGAACUUAUCGUUUCGUAAUAUUCAAGAUCGACGAGAAGCAGAAGGAGGUCGUUGUGGAGAAGGUCGGCGAGCCCUCCUCGAGCUAUGAGGAUUUUGCUGCCAGCCUCCCUACCGAUGAAUGCAGAUAUGCUAUAUAUGACUUUGAUUUUGUGACUGAAGAGAACUUGCAAAAGAGUAAGAUCUUUUUUAUUGCAUGGUCCCCUGACUCCUCAAGAGUGAGAAGCAAGAUGCUUUAUGCAAGCUCCAAGGACAGAUUCAAGAGGGAGUUGGAUGGUAUCCAGGUCGAACUGCAAGCAACUGAUCCUACAGAGAUGGGCCUCGAUGUCUUUAGAAGCCGUGCAAAUUGAGCAUCUCCUGAUAAUUCAGAGGAAGUGUACCUCCUGCAAGCUAGUUGAUCAUAAUGUUUAUAGUUCCAAACAUGGUGAAUUCACUAGAUACCAUCUGGUCUUCUUUGCCUUCUUUAUGCAUCUUUCAAUUUGGUACAUCUUGCUGAUCUGUUUCCCGGUUAGACCUAUGACAUAAGUUUCUACAUGCAGCCUGAUUUUUACAAGC